AACUUCUUCCACAAAGCCCUCUUCAUCUCGAUUAUUACCCCAUGUAUAUUUAUAGCCCUCCAUCUUCAACAAACACAUGCUCAUGCUAGCAAUAAAAGUGUUAAAGCUUUGACAACUUCUCCAAGAUCUUCUUCUACCUCCUUUCUUCUCCUCAGGGCUGCUCAGAUCAUUCCAGUCCCCAAUGAUAACCCAUCUAUCUCCCCAAUGCAUCUUAUCACUAAGCAGUUGAUCCCACUGCCCCUCUCUAUCUCUUUUGUUUGUGCUGAGGUAAACAAAUAUAAUCCACUCACU
Messenger RNA from Striga hermonthica, 291 nucleotides. The record is from the annotation of a GenBank genome assembly. Lineage: Eukaryota; Viridiplantae; Streptophyta; Magnoliopsida; Lamiales; Orobanchaceae.